AUGAAUCCACACGAGGAGCGGAGUAAAUACGAGGGUACAGAGAACAGCACGACUCAUACCCCUCCAAACACAUCUCAACCUGUUGUCAGCGACCGUAAAAAGGUCCUCAUCGUUGGCGCUGGCUCGGCUGGUCUCGCGCUAGCCCAUGGAUUGAAAAAGGCCGGGAUCCCUUUCUUAAUUUUCGAAAAAGAAGAAGCACCGACUCGCAAACGAAACUGGAGUAUAGGACUGCACUGGGGCUACGAACCACUGCAAUACCUCGUACCCGCGGAUAUUUUGGCCGGACUCAAGCAGGCGCAGGUUGACCCGCACAUCCCCACCACGCACAAUGACAGACUGCCCAUGAUCAAUGGUGAGAGUGGAGCUCUUAUCACCGAGCUGAAGUCGUCCAAAGUGUACCGUCUGCGCCGAGACAAAUUCCGGGCAAUGUUGCUUCAAGGCAUCGACGUACGUUGGGGGAAGCGUCUCUGUGAUAUCACUCAAUCUCCUGCCGGCGAACAUGUCACUGCGAAGUUCACGGACGGCACAGAGGUGAUUGGUAGUCUUCUCAUUGCGACCGACGGUCCACACUCGACCACACGUACACUGCUGCUCGGCGAAGAAGCCGCCAAAGUAACACCGAUUGAUUACGCCGCAACUAUAUGUUUCACUCAGCAUACGCGUGAGCACGCCCUGUUUCUACGUGCCCAUCCCCACCAUCCGGUUCACCAGGUCGGUCCUCAUCCUGAGGGUUAUUGUGGCUGGAUGAACCUCCAUGACGGAGACGAUAUAGACCAUCCAGAAAACUGGAUUUUUACCCACUACAUCUCCUUCCCAGAACCGCGCGACUAUGUCAAUACACGAACCAUGCGAGAACACGCUGUCCACCAGAAGGAGUUGGCCCGUCGUUUUGUCGACCCCUGGCGCAGUGCCUUUGAGUGGAUGUCCCCCGAUAACGAGGUCUGGUAUUCCAAGCUUCGAAACUGGGACCCAAGUCUCCCGGAGCAUCGGUGGGAUAAUCAACAAGGCCGGGUAACUCUGGCGGGUGAUGCUGCCCAUCCGAUGACUUACCAGCGUGGCCAGGGGCUCAAUCACGCUAUGAAGGACGCUUACACUGCAUGCAAGGCAAUUGAGUCAUUCUGGAAUAAGGGUGACUUCACCACGGAGGAACGUGCCAAGGCUAUACAGAUGUACGAGAAGGAGAUGAUCAUGCGGACAGGGGAGGAAGUUCGUUUGAGCGAGGAGACCACUCUAAAAAUGCAUAAUUGGUCCAAAAUUAUGCAAAGUCCCCUGGUGCAAAACGGAAUGACAGUCAAGUCUAAGUAA
Penicillium mononematosum is the source of this 1305-nucleotide messenger RNA. RefSeq names its product FAD-dependent oxidoreductase. Gene Ontology annotation, molecular function: FAD binding. Lineage: Eukaryota; Fungi; Ascomycota; Eurotiomycetes; Eurotiales; Aspergillaceae. The record is from RefSeq and is a predicted model, not a curated record. Bases 1 to 1305 code for a protein of 434 amino acids. The transcript is spliced from 3 exons.